AUGGCCCCGCAGACGCUGGCGCGCCCGGGCAGCGGCCUCCUCCCUGCCGGCACCACGCCGCUGGGCUACGCGGCGGUGGCCCCUGUGCGCUACGCGGCCGAGCCGCGCAGGGGGCCGCAGCUCUCCGCCGCCCCGCAGCGGGGCGCCCCGCAGCGGGGCGCCCCGCCGCCCGCGGCGCUGCAGCCGCAGCAGCGGCGGCCGCCGCCGCAGCAGCUGCGGCCUGCGCUGCAGGAGCCGGCCGGGCCGCCGCGAGCGCUCCCCGCCAGCGGCGCCGCCACGGAACAGGGGACGCACGAAGCCGACAGAGGCACGGGGCAUGGCCGUCCGAGCGAGGGCAGGCGCGGGCGGGCGUCCACGGACGCAGUCUCCCUCCCGGCCGAGAGUGCGGCGGAGGAGGCGGCCGGCGACGAGUCGGAGGCCCAGUGCACCUACAACGCGGAGCGGGUCAUCGGCAGCGGCACGUUUGUCGAGACGGACGACACCGUUGCGAUUAAGAAGGUGUUCGUGGACCGCCGCUACCGCAGCAGGGAGCUGCAGGUGUGGGAGAAGAUGCGGCAUCCCAACAUAGUGACUCUGAAGCACGCCUUCUACACCUCCGGGGAGUCCCCCGACGAGCUCUACCUGAACAUGGUCAUGGAGUACGUCCCGGAGACGGUCUACUGCGUGAUGAAGCGACACGGCAGGCAGAGCCUGCCGAUGCCCCGCGUGCUCGUGCAGCUCUACACCUACCAGGCCUGCCGCGCCCUCGCCCACCUGCGGGCCUGCGGAGUGGUACACCGAGACAUCAAGCCACAGAACCUGCUGGUGGACGCGUCCAAAAGCCACGUCCUAAAGCUGUGCGACUUCGGGUCCGCGGCCAGGGUGGGGCCGGGCCAGCCCGCGCUCGUGGCUUACAUCUGCUCGCGGUACUACCGCGCGCCCGAGUUGAUCUUCGGGGCAACACAGUACACGACGACGGUGGACCUGUGGUCCAUCGGGUGCGUCCUCGCGGAGAUGAUCCGCGGGCGGCCCCUCUUCCCCGGAGAGGGCGGCGUGGACCAGCUCGUGGAGAUCGUGAAGGUGCUCGGAUCUCCGUCGCAGCGACAGGUGUUGGCGAUGAACCCCGCGUACUCCGGCUUCUCCUUCCCCGCGAUCAGGCCGUGCAGUUGGAGAGCCGUCUUCCGCAAGGACGUCGGCCCCGACGUCAUCGACCUGCUCGCCGCCUUCCUCCAGUACGACCCGGAAGCACGAAUUCACCCCCUGCAGGCGUGCGCCCACCAGUGCUUCGACGAGCUCCGGCAGGAGGGCGCGCGCGUGGAGGGGGCCCGGCUGCCCCCGGACCUCUUCACCCUGACCCAGCGCGAGGCGCAGGCGUGCCCCGCCGCGCUGCUGCAGAGGCUGCUGCCGGCCGGCGAGACCUACCCGAGCGCCCGCCCUGCGGCGGAGGACGCGCAUGCGGCGAAGGCGGAGCACACGCGGCUGACGCCCCACCUCUUGCUGCUGGGCGACCCGGGCACGGGCAAGUCGCAGCUGCUCCAGGUGGCCCAGGAGCUCGCCGGCAGGACCGUGCGCACGAGCGGCUUGGGGUGCACAAACGCCGGCCUCACCUGCGCCGCGGUGCGCGACGGCCCCGACUUCGUGCUGGAGGCGGGGGCUCUGGUGCUCGCCGAUGGGGGCGUUUGCUGCAUCGACGAGUUCUCUACCAUCCGCAGCCACGACCGCGCGGCCGUGCACGAGGCGAUGGAGCAGCAGACGGUCUCGGUGGCCAAGGGCGGGCUGGUCUGCCGGCUCCGCUCUCGCUGCAGCGUCGUGGCCGCGCAAAACUGCCGCGGCGGCGGCGCGCGGCCGCGCGGCCGCGGAGGAGCCUACGACCGCGGGGCGUCCGUCUCCGUCAACUCUGGGCUGCCACCUCCGAUCCUGAGCCGCUUCGACCUCGUGGUCGUGUUCUCCGAAGGCGGCCGAGGCGCCGCGACGGAGGAGGACAAGGCCGAGUCAAUCCUGGACUCGACGGCGGCUCGAAGUGCGCCCAGCGCAGAGGAGCGGCGGGAGCGGCGCGCUGCCGCGCCCGAGGGCGAGGAGGCGGACCUCGGAGGCGGGGCGGCGACGUGCGAGUGGGGCCACGAGCAGCUCCGCGAUUACCUCGCCUGGGUGAAAGAUAGGGGACUCGUGCCACGUGCAGACUCCCUGUGA
Prorocentrum cordatum is the source of this 2169-nucleotide messenger RNA. NCBI's taxonomy places the organism in Eukaryota, Dinophyceae, Prorocentrales, Prorocentraceae. The record is from the annotation of a GenBank genome assembly.